Molecule: messenger RNA, 3162 nt
Organism: Ambispora leptoticha
Lineage: Eukaryota; Fungi; Glomeromycota; Glomeromycetes; Archaeosporales; Ambisporaceae
Source: the annotation of a GenBank genome assembly
AUGUCCGAAAGAAAAAAAUCAUUAGAUCACCGCGAAAUAGCCAAGAAUCUAGACUUAUACUUUUUUGAUGAGAAAGUAGGUCAAGGUUUGCCAUUACUUUUGCCUAACUAUACUAUCAUUCACAACCAAAUUAAAAAUUUUUUACAAGCAAAACAAAAAGAGUUUAAUUUUCAAGAAGUAAUGACUCCGAUCUUAGGAAGCGAAGCUUUAUAUAGAACCAGCGGACACUUAACCCAUUAUGAAGAAUACAUGUUUCCUGUAAUUAGUCGGAAUAAUGAAAAUCUCCGCUUGCGCCCUAUGACUUGCCCUCAUCAUUGUUCGAUUUAUCAACAAAAACCUCGUUCUUACCAAGAAUUACCCUUACGUCUCUGCGAAAAUUCACUUUUGUUUCGUUAUGAAGCUUCUGGAGGUUUGAAAGGUUUAGAAAGGCUACGAGGACUCGAGUUACCUGACCACCAUAUUUUUGUAAGUCUUGACAAAUUAAAGGAAGAGCUAGAAGUUAAUUACCUUUAUAUUUCACAAAUUCUAGCAACCUUUGCUGAGAAAAUUUUAAAAGAAGUCUUAAAGGAAUUAAGGUUAAAUUACACUCUUUUACCCGGAGAAGCUGCCUUUUAUGGACCAAAAUUAGACAUUGAAGUCCAAACGGCUGAUGAAAAAAUUAUUACUCUCGCUACGAUGCAAAUUGAUUUUCCUACCCCAGAAAAAUUUGGUCUGCAAUAUAUUAAUGAAAAACAAGAAUUAAAAACUCCCGUUAUUAUUCAUCAAACUCCGAUUGGUUCUUAUCAACGAUUUAUUGCCUUAUUAAUAGAGCAAACUGAAGAAAAUUUAACCAAGAAAGAUUUACGGGUUAAAAUGUUCACCGAAAAAACUCUCAAUUAUCGUAUUCGCCAAAUGUACAAAAAAAAAAUUCCUUAUUACUUGGUAGUUGUGAGAAAUAAAGAACACUUAAAAAAGAACAAAAAAAUAGAAGUUAAUCCCAGUCUUCUUAAUGAAGAAAUUCCCUUUUCUCAAGUUUUGUUAGUUAAUGAGAGUGACAAAGAAACUGUUACCAUUCAGGAAGCUUUGAAUCGAGCUAGAAAAGUUGACUUAGAUCUUCUUUGCGUAGCUCCCCAAUCUAAUCCUCCAGUUUGCAAACUAGUCGAUUACCAAAAUUUCUCUUUUAACAUUGAAGAUAAUGAUUUGAAGAAUAAACUAGAAAAAGUUAAAAGAUGGUUAGAAAGUGGUUUAAUGGUAAAAUUAAACUUAAUUAUGUUAGGAAAGGAAAAGGCUCACCCUGAAGUAGCGCGGGAAAAAUGCCAAAAAAUAAUUGAAGAAUUAAGAAAACAGUCCAGCAAGAUUGAAUUAAAAGAUAGCAUUCGAAGACUUCCUGACAGAUGGUAUAACCCGACUCAAAUGAAUUUAGAAAAUAUUAAAUUAUCAGAACAGACUAAGAAAAAUUUGUUAGCGAUCGGGUAUAGUAAAUUAACUGAUAUUCAAGAAAAAGUUAUCCCGCCAGUAUUGAGUGGAAAGGAUAUUAUUGGACAAUCGCAAACUGGCACAGGAAAGACUGCUAGUUUCGUUAUCCCGGUUCUCGAAAACUUAAAAAGAGAUCUUUAUCCCCAAGUUCUCAUCCUAGUACCAACUCGCGAAUUAGCAUGUCAAGUAAGUGAGGAAGUAAAGAAAUUAUCUCAGCAUCUUAAAUUACGAACUUGUGCAAUCUAUGGAGGAGAUCCUAUAGUAAAACAAUUAAGAAUGCUUCGCAGUGGAUUAGAUAUAGUAGUGGGAACUCCUGGUCGAGUUACUGACCAUCUAAAAAGAAAGAGUUUCCGGACUGAUAAUAUAAAGUUUCUGAUCCUUGAUGAAGCCGACGAAAUGAUCAAUAAAGGGACAAAAUUAAUUUUAAUUUUUGCCAAUACUAAAAGAAAAGUGGAAGAAAUCGGAAAUUUACUUAGAGAAAAAGGAAUGAAAGUGGAUUAUCUUCAUAGUGAUCUUUCUCAAAGCCGUCGUACUCGAGUUUUAAAUAAAUUUCGUAACAAACAAAUUUCUACUCUGAUUGCGACCGAUGUAGCGGCUCGCGGAAUUCACGUUAAUAAUAUCGAUUACGUAAUUAACUAUGACUUUCCCCAAAGUACAGAAUUUUAUAUCCAUCGUAUUGGCCGAACUGGUCGAGCUGGUGCUAGCGGAAAAGCUCUAACCUUUAUUUCCUCCUUCAAAGAAAAACAGCAAUUACUAAAAUUAUCUCAGCAAAAAGGAAAUUAUUUUGGAGUGAUCCAUCCCAUUUUAAAAAUCCAAACUGAUUAUGAAGUAAUUAUUAUGCUAGCUGAUUUGCACUCUUUAACUGUUCCAAAGUCUAAUUUUGAUUAUCGUGGAAAGUGCUAUGAAAUUGCUUCUUUGCUAUACGCUUGUGGCUUAAAAGAGGAGAAUUACAUGAUACAAUAUAAAGAAAAAAAAGGAGAAAAAGAAAGCGGUAAUUUGGCUCUUCUAUCUUAUCCGGUAUUAAUGGCGACGGACAUUUUUCUUUAUGAUGCUGAUUUAGUUAUUGUCGGAGAGGAUCAAAGGCAACAUCUCGAACUAACUAAUGAUAUCGCCCAAAAAUUUAACAAUUUUUAUGGAAAACAAUUGUUGAAAGUUCCUCAAUUUUCUAUUCCGCGUUUCGGAGCUAGAAUAAUGGGAUUAAAAAAUCCUAGAAAAAAAAUGUCCAAAAGCGAAAACGAUUAUAUUACUUUGUUGGAUAAAUCUGAAAUGGUUAGUAAAAAGGUUAAAGAAGCCGAGACCGAUAGUGAAAACAAAAUUUAUUAUAAUCCAGAAAAAAAACCGGGUAUUUCCAACCUUUUAACUAUUUAUGCUUUACUGAAUAAUCAAGAAAUAAAUGAAGCAGAAAAAGAAUUGCAAGGAUUUACUUACCAUCAAUUUAAAUUGAAACUUAUUGAGUUAAUCAAUGAAAAACUAGGAAAAAUUCAAGAAAGAUACAAUCACUACCUUUCUAGCAUCAAAGAAAUUUUGAAAAAAAAUAAAAAUUAUCUGCAAGGACAAGAUCCUUAUCAUUUACCAGAAGUAGCAGAUGGAUUAGCUUUUAGCACUCAAAAACCCUAUUACGUACCGGCCAGUUUAAAAAACAUUUUUCUUGAACUUAGCCAGGAUCUCAAUUGCCCUCCUCCAACCAAAAGCAACUUGCUUCCAUGA